ACGUAAAUGAUAAAUCGAAAUUCAACAUGGCCGAUAACAAGUGAAAGAAGAUCACAUCUGGACAAAUGCAGCCAAUAUAUCAGUAAUAUACUUCACUUUGAGAAUCGUUUGAAGAAAAAUAUUAUUAUAUAUAGCUAAUGUGGUUGAUUUGUGUUUUGCAAUGGUUUAGCUACUCGUGACACAAUUGUUUGGUCAUUAGCUAGUUGACAUUUUUCGAAUAGCUAGUUAGCUACAACGCUGACGGGGCUAACGUUAGCUAGCCUCCAACAACAAGUCUGAGUUUUUUUCGCCGCGAGGACGUGCUAGCACGCUGGGAGGCGGACAAGUGUCGCUCCGAUUAAUUUAUGGAUUUCCACGUUUUAAAUUAGAUGGCUUCGUAUGCUAGCGCCUUUGCCUCGAAGUUUGUUGCUUAGUUUGGGGUUCGGGUGGAGUCCGUCACCGAUAGCAUUUUUUUGUCAAGUAGCUAGCCGGCUUUAGUUUGUGUUAUUGACACAAAACGACCAGAGAGCACACCACUAGUUGCAGAAAGGCCUAAAGGAACUGAACCCUUUUACGUGAAAAAAAAGCUAACAUGGAUCCGAAGCGUGGAUACAACAGAAGACAUCAAAACAGCAGCGAUUCGAGCAGUAACAGCCCGGGGUCGCCAGACAGUCCUGCACCGGGAGUCAGCAAAGCAGCAGCGGCCAAUACAUUUGCUAAUGAUGGAAGCUUUAUGGAGAUGUUCAAGAAAAAAAUGGAGGAAGAAAAAAGGAAAAAAGAAAUGGACCAAGGAUGCGGUGAUAAAAGUACUGCUGACGAAGGACAGUCGACACAGGAAAAGAAGACUCCGAGUGUGACCAGCUUUGUGGGGAAGCGCAGAGGUGGCUCUAAAUUGGCCCUCAAGACUGGCAUGGUUGCGAAGAAACAGAAAGUGGAUCCUGAGAUGGAGGGCAAGGGGGAUGCCUGGACAAAAUACAUGGCAGAGGUGAAAAAGUAUAAAGCCCAUCAGUGUGGUGAUGAUGACAAAACCAGGCCCCUGGUCAAAUAGACUCUGGAGGACCUUUAGAAAGAAUAACCAACAGGGAUUGGGACAGCCAUCAAACCUUCUGCAUACUGCCAGACUCUUUACAGCUGUAGAAGCGAUCACCUAUUUUAAUGUUUAAUCUUGUUUUUCCAGUUUUCUUUUUGGGUUUAAAUGAAUGUCAGCUUGUGUGCUGUAUGGGGCAAUAGCAUUUUGAUGUGGGGUUAAAAAGGCUUUUGGGAUUGUAUUGGAGUACAUUACUGGUCCUGCUUGAUUAUUUAAGGGUUAUGCUGUCAGGAUUGUAGCUCCUGGAUUAAGUCAUGAGUAAUUUUCUGAGUUUGUUUGAGAUAUGGCAUUUGAUGUCAGCUAAAUUAUAAGCACCGCCCAUUGACCUGUGUGUUUUGCCUUGGGUGUGUUGGCUUUGUCUGGACCCAGAACCCUAAAGAACCUCUGUGCUGUUUCAACCUCAGUCUGGUGGAGGCACAGAAAGUUGUGCAGCCUUGUGUUGAUUCAUUUGACCUUUUGGGCUGCUUUGGAUAAGCAACCGUCAGGUAGUGUCUCCGGUUUGUUACCCAUCAAAUAAACGUUUUGAUUAAUCAGA
Molecule: messenger RNA, 1601 nt
Organism: Salmo salar (Atlantic salmon)
Lineage: Eukaryota; Metazoa; Chordata; Actinopteri; Salmoniformes; Salmonidae
Product: telomerase RNA component interacting RNase
Molecular function (GO): 3'-5' exonuclease activity; 5'-3' exonuclease activity
Source: RefSeq, a predicted model, not a curated record